UGACAUGCCUAAUUGGUGAAAAUGUCUGUGCACUUUUAUGUGGGAAAAAUGACGACGAAAGGAACGAAUUGCUAAGACAACUGUACAAUAAUGAUGCAAACGCGGUCCAGAAUAAUGACAACUGUCCCACAAUUCAGCGGUCUCUUUCUCCUUGGGCAAGUACUGGUGGCGUAUCUAGAGCUGACACCGAAGAAAGUGACGAUAAAAAAUUCAUAAACGCCGGAGUGUGGGUGUCCACGAUAUUCUUCCUGUCGGUCUCCAUCGCUUUCGGACUGGCCUCUUCGGCCCUGUCCAUCUGGAACAUCGUCUCCAAUCCCGUGCAGGUUUACUUCAGCAUAUUCGGCCUGUAUAUCUCCAACGCUAUAGCCCUCACAUGCACUGUGAUAGGGAUGUGUCUGUGGGGAGUGAUGCACAUCCAGAUCACAUUCCACGACGUCGGUAUCUUUUACACUUUGUCGGGGCAGAUGACUUCGGAUAAAAGCGCUGGAUUGGGAUAUUCGUACUGGAUACUCUUCGUACCCAUCAUUUUUUACUGCGCCAGCAUAAUCUUGCUCUACGUCCGUCAUUUCUUGCUAUCCAGAGAUCCAGGCCAUAAACGGGUACAACGAGAAGAUGUUGCAGAUCCUGGGAUCUACUUGUACUAAAAUAACAUUAAUUUAUAUCUAGAACGGUGUGUUUUUGAAAACUGUGGUAUAGUUUCUUUGAUUGUGCAAUUGUCAUAGUAGGUAUUCGUUCUUGGGGCCACCAAUCACAUUAUUUUUUAAUUUAUUUAUGCAUUUUUAACUAUUAAAAAAGGAUAAAUGUUUUUUCACCUCAUAGAGAGGCACCAUUGCUUUUUUAUUUUAUAACUUUAGGUAUCGUUAAACUUUUAUAACAAAGAUAAAUGAAAAUAGGAAUGAAAUAUUGAACAAUCAGUUACAUAUCAUAUCGAUUAUUUAUUUUUAAGUAUUGUAUAGAUAUAGAUAUGAGAAUGUCAAAUAUAUUUUAUAGGAAU
Anoplophora glabripennis (Asian longhorned beetle) is the source of this 994-nucleotide messenger RNA. RefSeq lists its product as uncharacterized. The record is from RefSeq and is a predicted model, not a curated record. NCBI's taxonomy places the organism in Eukaryota, Metazoa, Arthropoda, Insecta, Coleoptera, Cerambycidae.